Cyprinus carpio (common carp) is the source of this 2478-nucleotide messenger RNA. RefSeq names its product RAD1 homolog (S. pombe) (gene rad1). Gene Ontology annotation, molecular function: 3'-5' exonuclease activity. Gene Ontology annotation, biological process: DNA repair; DNA damage checkpoint signaling. Gene Ontology annotation, cellular component: nucleus; checkpoint clamp complex. Lineage: Eukaryota; Metazoa; Chordata; Actinopteri; Cypriniformes; Cyprinidae. The record is from RefSeq and is a predicted model, not a curated record.
AAAUACUAAACUCUGUCAAAAACACCAGAAGAAGAGUAAGCUGGACUACUUAAGGGCGCCAAACUCUAAAAAUAUGUAAAUCUUUAUAUUUAACAUCUAUACUCGUUAGGUUUAACAUAUACAAAACAUAUAGUGUUUAUGUUUAACGUUCGCUUUUUACCUCCUGACUGAGAGCCUGACCAUCUCAGCGGGUGCUGACAAUUCAGAACCAUGCCUCUGUCAACUCAGUCCCAAGCAGACGCUGACCAGUACAUUCUGAUAGCCAGUUUGGAUAAUGCAAGGAAUCUGUCCAACAUCCUGAAAGCCAUCUCUUUAAGGGACCAUGCUAUCUUCAAUGCAACACAGAAUGGGUUAAAAGUCACUGUUGAGGACUCCAAAUGCCUUCAAGCCAAUGCAUUCAUUCAGGCUGAAAUCUUUCAAGAGUACAUAAUCAAAGAGGAUGCAGUUGGGUUUCAGGUUAAUUUAACUGUUCUUCUGGACUGCCUCACCAUAUUUGGGGGAAGCACAGUCCCAGGUGUGUGCACUGCCUUGAGAAUGUGCUACAAUGGCUACGGAUAUCCGCUGACUCUGUUCCUGGAGGAAGGUGGUGUGGUCACCGUAUGCAAGAUUAAUACACAGGAGCCGGAGGAGCCCAUAGACUUUGACUUUUGCAGCACAAAUGUAACCAACAAGGUGAUUCUGCAGUCAGAGAGUCUUAAAGAGGCUUUCUCUGAGCUUGACAUGACCAGUGAGGUUCUGCAGAUUACUAUGUCACCAAGCCAUCCUUACUUCAGAUUAUCCACAUUUGGGAAUUCUGGAAACGCUCAUUAUGAUUAUCCCAAAGACUCAGACAUGAUGGAGCUGUUCCAGUGUACUAAAAUACAGACCAACAGGUAUAAGAUGUCCCUGUUGAAACCCUCUACAAAGGCCUUGGCUCUGUCCUGUAAAGUCUCGGUGAGAACUGACAGUCGAGGCUUCCUCUCUCUACAGUACCUUGUGAGGAAUGAUGACGGUCAGAUUUGUUUUGUGGAAUAUUAUUGCUGUCCGGAUGAAGAAGUGGAAGAAGAAUAGACUGGAAAGAGCGACUGUUUUUGUUUUGUUUGACAUUUAGUGUGCAGUGCACUGACCUGAUGGUUCCUUAAUCUGAUUCUGAUUUUAGUUUAUAUCAAUAUUUCAUGAACAACACAUAUUUGAAGAGUUCAGAUGCAGAGCCUCUAAGUGCCAUCUGAAAUGUGCUUCUAAAAUGAGCAUUUUUAUCAGGCUCCUAUGUUUAGGUUCAGUAAUUUUACUUUAAUUGCAAUGUAUAGGUCCUUUUCUAUUCCAUUAAAGUGAAAUAACUUAACAUAAAUAUAGGAUCCUGAUAAAAAUUCUAAUUUAAAUGACGAUUUCUAGCCUUCAAAAUUCGUAGAGUUUAUUAGAAGGUUAUAAUAAAAAACAACAACUAGUUUUUGUAUUGAAUUUGAGACAGUACUCUGUGUGAUCGGCAGGGGGCGGCAGAGAAAAGCUAAUUAGGCGACUGCAUAUAAUAUUAUUAAGAGCCCAGUAUUGGUUUGUUAAAGAUACACAGGUUAGUUUAAGCCGUUAUGCUGUUUUAUUUAAUAUACGACUAAAAGCUUUUAUAUAUAUAUAUAUAUAUAUAUAUAUAUAUAUAUAUAUAUAUAUAUAUAUAUAUAUAUAUAUAUAUAUAUAUAUAUAUAUAUAUAUAGACAAAUAUAAUGUCAUAAGUCGGUUUAUAACAACACUCGUAAUAUUUACAUUGUUGUACAGUUAAAGCUGUUGUCUGAAACAUCUAAAUGUUUAAUGCGUGUUCUUUUUAUUACACGAGUGCGUUGCGAGGCAAACAUGUAGUUAUGUAGUUGAGCAAGGCAGCUUGAUGUUGAUGCUGGCUGACGCACGCACUUCUAGAAGAAAGUCCCAGAACAGCGCGCGAUGCUUGAACUGCCGCCUCGCGACCAAUCGCUUCUCCACUCGCGGCUGUCGAGGCAACACUGUUUCCGGGCAGAGGAACAUUACAGGAGCAAAACAAGCGCACUUCUGUCACUCUCUCAUCUCAGCGGGUUACCACUGCCACAGGCAAGCUGCUUAAAGAGGCGGCAGCAAAGCCCGCCAAAGUUCUCAUUCAAUAGCGUUAAACAUAUUUUGGACAAAUUGUAGAAAGCUUUGGUCUAAUUUGAAUAGUAUUUCCUUAUAGAUGAGAAGGAAGAAGAUUGUUUGAAUCCUUAGUUCGCUUCUAGUUUGUUCUGAACAAGGGGGCUGAAAGGCUCAUUUAAAUAUUUUGUUACUUUUAUUGAAUUCAUGCAGCAACUUCGUUUGAGUGAAAAUAGUUUAAAAAAAAUAAAAUAUAAAGGCAUCAGGUCUGUGCAGUGUCAGAGUGUUUAUUAUUCUGCAUGUAGUCAAUGGACAGUGUACAUCUUUGGAGCUAAAUUAUCACUGAAAAGGUCAGUAAGAUUAAAAAAAAAAGUAUGCAUUAAAUUGAUCACAUCCUAUGCAACAAACCCA